AUGGCGCGGAAAGAGGGUGAAGAUGAACAGAACCAAGUCCAGCGGAAGCCCCGAGGAACGCGUCCCAGCAUCGAUCGGUUUCCUCUUGGAGUUGGUCGUCCUGAUACCUCCCAUGUAGCCUCUCGGGCUGCCCCAGUCGACCCUCCUUUCCCACUACAGAGCAAACAGCAAAGCAAACAAUGCUCCUCCAUAUUUGAUCUGUUUACGCAACCUCCAGCCUCUCGGGCUGCCCCAGUCGACCCUCCUUUCCCACUACAGAGCAAACAGCAGAAACGCCAACUUACCCCAGAGCUCGAGCCCACAAAGCAAGCGGCCAAACGUGCACGAACCGAAACCCAUGUUCCUCGCAAUCAUGAACGGUUUUGGCUACCAGACGGAAAUUGUAUCCUUGAAUUCGACAGUAUCCGCUUCAGGGUGCAUCAAUCGUGGCUUGCGCAGCAUUCAAAAAACAUUGCAGGUCUGCUCGCCAAGAAAGGUAUUAAACUUGAAGUGAUUACACUUGAACCAAGUGAGUGUCGAUUCAAUCUCAAAGCAGUAGAUUUUGAGGCGCUGCUUUUGCUAUAUGAAAACCCUGGGAAUUACCGCAACACCAUCGAACCUCUCAUUCUGAUGUCCCUCAUUCGCGCGGCGUCAUGGCUUGGUUUUGACUCCGACUUUGAAUGGCUCGUGAAGGAGCUAGAAGCUUUCUGGCCAUCCAACCUUAAAGAACUAUCUGCCAACCCAGUGCCGCGCCGCGAUGCUUCGGAGGUGGUUGCCCUUGCACGAAUGUGCAACAUUGAUGGGCUGUUGAAGCCUGCAUUCUACGAUAUGGCAAGGACACCCGGAUUCGGUCUGAACGAACUCAAGGAACCAGAGCAAAUCAGCCAUGCGGACAUGCUGCGCCUUGUAGUUGUGCGCGAGGAUCCUCAUCUAGUCUGCCAAAACCUCCGUGGUGCACUAUCCGGGAAUGCCAAAGGAACCUCAGGUCUUUCGGAAAAUACUGACAAGAAACCUCCACUCGGCUCUACCUCCCCUGCUAGUGUGGCUAGCAAGUGCCUUUUGGAGACUGUGAGACGCGAGGCGUGGAUUCGGCUCGUGUACGACUCAGAUAUUUUCACCUUGUAUCAGCACGACCCACUGUGCGGACUAGAAGCUUUAAUAAACCUUCAGUGGACGAAUGAGUGGUGCAGAGAUUGUAAGGAUGCAAUGCGGGCUGAUUGGCGUACAGUGCAGAAGAGUAUUUGGGAGAAGAUCGACGAGUAUUUGAAGGAAGAUUGA
Messenger RNA from Suillus paluster, 1257 nucleotides. RefSeq lists its product as uncharacterized. The coding region runs from base 1 to 1257 and encodes 418 amino acids. The record is from RefSeq and is a predicted model, not a curated record. The transcript is spliced from 4 exons. Lineage: Eukaryota; Fungi; Basidiomycota; Agaricomycetes; Boletales; Suillaceae.